Molecule: messenger RNA, 668 nt
Organism: Raphanus sativus (radish)
Lineage: Eukaryota; Viridiplantae; Streptophyta; Magnoliopsida; Brassicales; Brassicaceae
Product: cytochrome B5-like protein
Exons: 1
Coding region: 114-485 (123 amino acids)
Cellular component (GO): membrane; intracellular membrane-bounded organelle
Molecular function (GO): heme binding
Source: RefSeq, a predicted model, not a curated record
AACCCCUAAAUCCAAUCUGGAUCUAAGUCUCUAAACCCAUCAUUCUCUCUCUCUUCACUUGUAAACCAAAAGAAACCCAGAUUCAUCCUCUCUCUCUCUCUCUCUCUCAGAAGAUGAUAGCUGUGAUCGGAUUGCUUCUGGGUUUUCUAGUUUCAGCGUUGUUCUUAAUCCAAGGAAAGCGAAGAUCAUCUAAUGGUGGUCAAGAGAAGAAGAAGCAAUCUAGUAAUGAUGACGAGCCUAAAGAUUUAAAGCCAAAAAGUUACAGCAAGACCGAAGUGGCAGAACACAACAAGAGAGACGAUUGUUGGAUCAUAAUCAAAGAUAAAGUCUAUGAUGUCACUUCUUACGUUGAAGAGCAUCCUGGUGGCGACGCUAUUCUAGAUCAUGCUGGUGACGAUUCUACUGAGGGGUUCUUCGGACCGCAACACGCCACUCGUGUUUUCGACAUGAUCGAGGAUUUCUACAUCGGACAACUUCGCUUGUAAGAUUUGAGAUUGUGGAACCUUUUUGUGUUUGUGUUUCUCUUUGUCUAUUUGUUGUUUUUGUAAUGCCAAGUUUCGUCCUUUUCUGUCACUUUUUCAUGAAAAAUCUCGAAUUUCAACCUUAGGGUUAGUACUGAGAGUGAGCUCUUGAUCUAUGAUGAUCUGUUUUAAAGUGUUCUAAACCCA